Molecule: messenger RNA, 3241 nt
Organism: Drosophila ficusphila
Lineage: Eukaryota; Metazoa; Arthropoda; Insecta; Diptera; Drosophilidae
Gene: Cse1
Product: exportin-2
Exons: 7
Coding region: 144-3065 (973 amino acids)
Biological process (GO): protein import into nucleus; protein export from nucleus
Cellular component (GO): cytosol; nuclear envelope
Molecular function (GO): nuclear export signal receptor activity; small GTPase binding
Source: RefSeq, a predicted model, not a curated record
CCACGCUAAGUUCCAUCCGCAGAUCCGCAACCAUUGUGCGAAAAGUGUUUUGUGAUUUCAUUUGAUGUUGAAAAGUUGAGAGGAAACAGCCGCAAGUGAUAUUAUUUAAAGCGAUUAAGACCCCGAAUUAAAGCAUACUCGAAAUGGAAGUCACCGAGGCGAAUUUACAGCUUCUGGCCGGUUAUUUGCAGCAGACGCUGAGCGCCGAUCCAAAUGUCCGCCGACCGGCCGAAAAACUUUUGGAGUCCACGGAACUACAGCAGAAUUACCCAAUAUUACUCCUAAACCUCAUAGACAAAGCGCAAAUGGACAUGACAACGAGGGUGGCAGGCGCCAUCGCCUUUAAGAACUAUGUGAAAAGGAACUGGGCCGCUCACCUGGACAGCGAUGGACCGGAUCGCAUCCACGAAAGUGAUAGGAACACAAUCAAGACCCUAAUCGUAACGCUAAUGCUCCACUCCCCGGUGGCAUUGCAAAAACAAUUGAGCGACGCUGUCAGUAUCAUUGGCAAGCAUGAUUUCCCGAAAAAAUGGCCGCAGCUCAUAGACGAGAUGGUGGAGAGGUUUGCUUCCGGCGAUUUCAAUGUGAUCAAUGGCGUUUUGCAAACCGCACAUUCGCUGUUCAAGCGCUAUCGCUAUGAGUUCAAGUCACAGGAUCUUUGGGAAGAGAUCAAAUUCGUGCUGGAUCGCAUGGCUAAGCCCCUUACAGACCUGCUUCAGGCCACUAUGCAACUGACCAAGGUGCACGAGAAUAAUGCCGAAGCUCUGAAGGUCAUCUACGGGUCCCUGGUGCUGGUGAACAAGGUGUUCUUUUCGCUGAACUCCCAGGAUUUGCCCGAGUUCUUCGAGGACAACAUGAACACCUGGAUGGGAGCGUUUAUUCAGCAGCUUGCCGCUGAUGUGCCAUCGCUUCGCACUGGCGACGAUGAGGAUGCGGGUGUGCUGGAGCAUCUGCGUGCGCAGGUCUGCGAGAAUAUUUGCCUAUACGCCAAAAAGUAUGACGAGGAAUUCAAGCCCUUCAUGGAGCAAUUUGUGACCGCAGUCUGGGAGUUGCUGGUCAAAACCAGUCUGCAAACUAAAUACGAUGCGUUGGUUUCCCAUGCGCUACAAUUUUUGUCCGUGGUGGCUGAGCGUAAGCACUAUCAUAGCAUUUUCGAAAACCCAGAGAUUUUGGCCCAGAUCUGCGAUAAAGUUGUCAUUCCCAAUCUGGACAUUCGGCCAUCAGAUGAAGAAAUCUUCGAGGACAGUCCCGAAGAGUAUAUUCGCAGGGACAUUGAAGGCUCUGACAUUGAUACCCGGCGAAGAGCGGCCUGUGAUCUGGUGAAAACUCUAUCCAUCAACUUUGAGCAAAAGAUCUUCGGCAUCUUUGGUCAAUAUCUGGAGAUAUUGUUGACCAAGUACAAGGAGAAUCCAGUCGCCAAUUGGCGUUCCAAGGACACGGCUAUUUAUCUAGUUACAUCGUGGGCAUCUCGAGGUGGAACUCAGAAGCAUGGCAUCACACAGACUUCUGAGUUGGUCCCACUGCCAGAAUUUUGUGCCCAGCAGAUUAUACCCGAACUGGAGAGACCCAAUAUCAACGAAAUACCCGUACUCAAGGCAGCUGCCAUUAAGUACGUAAUGGUGUUCCGCAGCAUUUUGGGUCCGCAGGUCUUGGCCAAUUGUCUUCCGCAGCUCAUUAGACAUCUUACCGCCGAAAGUCAAGUGGUUCAUAGCUAUGCUGCUUGUUCCGUGGAGAAGAUCCUAACCAUGCGCGAUGCCAGCAAUGCGAUUGUGUUUGGUCCUCAAGUGCUGGCACCCCACGCCACACAACUCAUCAGCGGAUUGUUUGGCACUCUCUCGCUGCAAGGAUCCGGGGAGAAUGAGUACGUUAUGAAAGCCAUCAUGCGCAGUUUCUCGGUUUUGCAAGCGGCUUCUAUGCCAUUUAUGGGAGUUGCUCUUCCCCGUCUCACCGAAAUUCUUACCCAGGUGGCCAAGAAUCCUUCACGCCCACACUUUAACCACUAUUUGUUUGAGACGCUGGCUCUCUCUAUAAAAAUUGUUUGCCAGGCUGAUGCGUCUGCCGUGAGCUCUUUUGAGGAAGCGCUGUUCCCCGUUUUCCAAGGCAUCUUACAGCAGGAUAUUGUCGAAUUUAUGCCAUACGUUUUUCAGAUGCUUUCUGUGCUUCUGGAAGUGCGCGAGGCCUCUGGUUCCAUACCGGAACCUUAUUGGGCCUUGUUCCCAUGUUUGUUGUCUCCAGCUCUUUGGGACCGAACGGGCAACGUAACACCCUUGAUUCGGCUUAUUUCAGCUUUCAUUAAGCAAGGCUCACCACAGAUUCAAGCCUUGGGCAAAUUGAGUGGAAUUCUCGGAAUCUUCCAGAAAAUGAUUGCCUCCAAAGCUAACGACCACGAAGGCUUUUAUUUGCUCCAGAAUCUCCUUUCCUACUAUCCAGCCGCAGAAAUACAACCCACUCUUCGCCAGAUCUUUGGACUGCUCUUCCAGCGACUGUCCCUCUCCAAGACGGCCAAGUAUAUCAACGGCAUUAUCGUCUUCUUCAGCUUCUAUGUGAUCAAGUACAGUGGCAGCGAGCUAGUUCAGUUGAUAGAUGAAAUUCAGCCGGGUAUGUUUGGUAUGUUGCUCGAUCGCGUCUUUAUCCCCGAUAUGGGAAAAGUUAUCAAGGAGCAGGAACGCAAAAUGGUAGCUGUGGGUGUCACGAAGCUCCUCACUGAGACGCCAGAAGUGCUGCAGCAACAGUACGGAGCUUUCUGGCCACGCUUGCUUCAUUCUCUUAUCGAUCUUUUUGAGCGACCACCUGAGAAACUCGAAUUAGGAGGAGAGUCUUUAGGAGUUGCCGAGGAUCCCGAUGCGGGCUAUCAAGUGGCCUUUGCCCAACUAACCCAUGCCCAGCCUACCCAGCAUGAUCACUUGGCCGAAAUCGUUGAUGCACGCCAAUUCCUGGCCAACUCGCUUUCUAAGUUUGCGCAAUCGAAGGCAGGAGAGUUCUCAACUUUGCUGUCGCCCCUGGAGCCGGAAUACAAACAAGUGCUGCAAAAAUAUAGUGAUCAGCAUGCCGUACGCAUUGCCUAAAGAAAUAGAAUCACUCGGACAUUAUUUAUCGCAAUCAAACCUCGCCAUACAUUCGCAACACCUAUCUAUAUACACACACUUGAUCACUCAUUGCCCGGUUUAUUGUCAUUGAUUUUUUGUAUCUUAUGUACCAUAUGUAAGUCUUGUAAACAAUAAAAAGUUAUGUUUUUAAAAUA